AUGAGCCUGGGAUUUCUAUGUCUCUUUCUGGUUUGCAACACAGCUUUGUGCAUAAGAAGAGAAAAUAAGAAGGAGAAGCAGGUGGCGGUGCUGGCUACGGCAGAGCUGCCUGCGAAGUCCGUGGACCUGGCUGCUAUUAACCUGACGGAGCUGGUGAAUGGCAUGCUGAACACGGCACUCAGAGGUACCAAAAAACUCUUCUCUUUGCUGAGCAUCACGUCUUACAGCUCAUUUGCCUUCCACAAAGUGUCAGUCACCGUGUAUAACAUUUCUAAUGUAAAAAAUGUUGACCCUGGCAAGUUCCCCAUGCAUUACUGCUACUGUUUGAACAAUGUGACAAAUGACUUGGCAGAUUUUACAGCUUUACUUGUUGAUAUUAUUGGAAAUUCCACCAGUUAUCUCACAGAAAUUUUCAAAUCCACUUCUAUUCUCUCAGUGCGUCAGAGCAAUGAUUCAGAUUGUAUCUACAUCUGUGUGAUGACAGGGCAGACAGGGAGAAAUCUGUCUGACUUUUGGGAAAUGCUGGAGAAGUCUCCUGUUGUUAAUUACACAUUUUCAAGUAACUCAUCUUCUGACCUGGAUAUAGAUUCCAUUUUUUCAAGUUUCAUGAAAUUGCAGGAAGACCCAAACAAAACAGUGGAUCCAUCACCAGAACACGUGUGGACAUUUAAAACUACCAGAAUCCCUCUUGCCCUGAAAGGAGAGGAAAUGCCCACCAUGCGGUUUCCACCGUGGCCAAAGACAGUUGGACUGAAAGGAUCGGGGUUUCCAUCACCACACCUGGAUGCUUCCAGACCACAAGGCACCACCGGACCUCCUCCGACUGCUGGGGGGAGCUUGGUCUCAUUGCCAGCCCUGCAGCCCAGCCCCACUGACACGUACGCAUUUUGGAUGCAGACGGAGUCUCCUCUAGAAACCAGCAAACUGAUGCAAACAGAGCCAGAUUUACCUCCCUCAGUUCUGUCUACGCCACCCUUCAGGCCUGGUGUGACACUGAAACUUUACUCAGCUACCAGGUGUCCACAGGCGAUCCUGAAGGAGUCCCGUGUGACCUCGCCUCCUGUCACUCUUAUCGUCCAAAAGAUCAGUCCCUGUGUCAUGGAGCUGUGUCGGUUUUUUCAGCUGUGCCUCUGUGUUGGUCAGAGAAGAUAUUCCAGAAAGGAAGCAAUGAGGUACUGCGUUGAAUACUAUUCUUGGUUCUUGAAAAAUGCAAGCUAUGUCUGUGAAAGAGUCAAAAGACUUGCUUACUCCCACACAUUAAAACAAAAAUGCCUUAAAAACAUCUGUAUGUUGGUCUAG
Messenger RNA from Calidris pugnax (ruff), 1299 nucleotides. RefSeq names its product HERV-H LTR-associating 1 (gene HHLA1). The coding region runs from base 1 to 1299 and encodes 432 amino acids. The transcript has 15 exons. Lineage: Eukaryota; Metazoa; Chordata; Aves; Charadriiformes; Scolopacidae. The record is from RefSeq and is a predicted model, not a curated record.